Glycine soja is the source of this 1182-nucleotide messenger RNA. Its product is annotated as dof zinc finger protein DOF3.4-like. Gene Ontology annotation, molecular function: DNA binding; DNA-binding transcription factor activity. The transcript has a single exon. The record is from RefSeq and is a predicted model, not a curated record. Lineage: Eukaryota; Viridiplantae; Streptophyta; Magnoliopsida; Fabales; Fabaceae. Bases 312 to 1022 code for a protein of 236 amino acids. Gene Ontology annotation, biological process: regulation of DNA-templated transcription.
AGUGUUCCAAAAUGAAUUUAUAUAAAAAAGUUUGAAAUUGAUUGGAUUGGGGAAGAGAGUGGUUGGUGUUGUGUGUGGAGAAGGCGCAGCCGACUGAAAUGUCGUGCUUAACAGAACACUGUAAAGCUGAUCUCACUCUGUCUCAUAUAAACCUCAGAAGAUGUCUCUGUUUAUAUUCUCUCUGACUCUCUUCUCUCUCUUAAUCUGUUUCUCCCAUAAAAUCCCCCUCACCCACCCUUCACAACCAAAAACUCCUCACACAUAUCACACUCAACCCAAAACAAAAAAACUAAAAUUUUUCACUUUAACAAAUGCCGUCGUCGAAUUCCGGCGAGAGCCGCCGAGCGAGCAAGCCGCAUCGAUCGGUGGCGGCGCCGCCGGUCGAGCCAGAGAACCUCCCCUGCCCGCGGUGCGACUCCGCCAACACCAAGUUCUGCUACUACAACAACUACAACUACUCCCAGCCGCGCCACUUCUGCAAGUCCUGCCGCCGCUACUGGACCCACGGCGGCACCCUCCGCGACAUCCCCGUCGGCGGAGGCAGCCGCAAGAACGCCAAGCGCUCCCGCACCCACCACGCCGCCGCCGCCACAUCGUCGUCCUCCUCCACCUCCUCCGCCACGACGUCAGCGCACGAACACCACAACGCGCACACGUUAACCGCAUUGGCUCCCGUUACCGCCGCCACGCACUUCGGACAUGACGGCGACGUCAAACAGACUAACGGUAACGCUUGCGGGAGCUACACUUCGUUGCUGAACAACACCCAGGGCUCCGGGUUUUUCGCCCUCGGUGGGUUUGGGCUUGGGCUUGGACACGGGUUUGACGACAUGGGCUUUGGCAUUGGGAGGUCGGGCUGGGCAUUCCCCGGAAUGGUGGACAAUGGCAACAUUGGCGGCGCCAUUGCGUCUUCUGGAGUCAACACGUGGCAGUUAGAGAGUGGCGAAGGUGGGUUCGUUGGCGGAGAUUGCUUCUCUUGGCCUGGGCUUGCGAUUUCAACACCGGGAAAUGGUCUCAAAUGAAGUGAAAACGUGAAAUGCAACUUUUUUAUUUUAUUUUAUUUUUUUACUUUUUCUGGUUUGGGACUUUGGGUGGAAUGGAAGGUGUGUUUAUGGUUUUACUAUUUGCAGGUAUAAUCAUAUGUGAAAUUUGAAGCACAGCUAUGACUUUUUCUUUUUUCUU